Messenger RNA from Podospora pseudocomata, 207 nucleotides. RefSeq lists its product as uncharacterized. The record is from RefSeq and is a predicted model, not a curated record. The transcript is spliced from 3 exons. The coding region runs from base 1 to 207 and encodes 68 amino acids. NCBI's taxonomy places the organism in Eukaryota, Fungi, Ascomycota, Sordariomycetes, Sordariales, Podosporaceae.
AUGUACAGAAUCCAGCAAUCCGUACUCCGGCCUCACUGCCUUGGUUCCAGGCAUUACCGUACCAAGUAUCUCAGAGACCAAGACUUCAUUGUCUACGGGCUAUUUGCCCGCAUAAAGCCUACGCAUACACCAGUCACAUGCCCACCAUUGUCGCCAAACAAGAAGGCUCGCAUUCAUCUCCACAUCAAUAUCGCCCCAGAGUAUUGA